Bombina bombina (fire-bellied toad) is the source of this 2861-nucleotide messenger RNA. Its product is annotated as disintegrin and metalloproteinase domain-containing protein 9. The record is from RefSeq and is a predicted model, not a curated record. Gene Ontology annotation, biological process: proteolysis. Gene Ontology annotation, cellular component: plasma membrane. NCBI's taxonomy places the organism in Eukaryota, Metazoa, Chordata, Amphibia, Anura, Bombinatoridae. The transcript has 22 exons. Bases 118 to 2478 code for a protein of 786 amino acids. Gene Ontology annotation, molecular function: metalloendopeptidase activity.
GCAUCUGAAGAAGAAUGCUGAGAUCUGGUUCUUCCAGUUUUUUUUAUCGAAUGAGUGUCACACAAUGCAGCGGAUAGACACACCGGCCUGCAGAUCACCUGUAGUCAGCAGUCAGUCAUGUGGGAGAGGCUUUUUCUUCAAACGCUGCUAUGGAUCCUGGUCUGGGGUGAGUUACAUGCAUAUCAAGUUUCUGCAAUUCUGGACUAUGAGAUCGUCAUUCCACAACGUAUAGCGAACAGAGAGAAGAGAGACCUGGAUCCGCACCAAUCAGAGCAGUGGGAGGAGAAUCUUCAAUAUUCCAUCAAUACCUUGAAUCGUACUUUUUUAUUGAGACUUCAGAGGAACAGAGAUUUUGUGAGCAAAGAAUUUGAGAGAUUUACCUACAGUGUAGGUGGUGGACUGCAAUCCUUUAAUCGCACAGCACUGACACACUCCUGUUAUUACCAUGGAGAAGUGGAAGGCAUUGAGGGCUCCAUACUCGCUCUCAGUACUUGUCGUGGCCUCAGUGGUGUUAUGUACAUGGGUGAGAAUCAUUAUAGAAUUGAACCUAUAGAAACCUCAUCACAGGGAGAACAUAGACUGUUCCAGUUAGAAGAGCCCAGCAUGUUGCCUAUGUGUGGGGUAAAAGACUUCAAUACAUCGAUGCCACAUCUGUCACUGCCCUUAUCCUAUGGACUGAGGAGGAAGCGAGCAGUACUGGCCACAACCAGUUUUGUGGAGCUGGGUGUAGUAGUGGAUAAAGCCAGGUAUGACUAUAAAAAUGCAAACAUGACUGCUGUGGAACAAGAGACUCUGGAACUGAUAAACAUUGUGGAUGGGUUUUUUAAACCUUUGAACAUCCGAACUGUUGUGACAAAUUUACUUGUCUGGACAUCAGAAAAUCCUAUCAAUGUGAACGCUGAGACUGCUGGUGGCGUACUGGGAAACUUUGCAGAUUGGAUUGAUCACACAAAAGGAUUGAAAAAGACUGAUAUCUACCACUUACUUAUAGGUCGUGGAUCAUACAGUGGGGUAAUUGGAAUGGCUUUCGUUGGAACUGUUUGUUCACCUUCUCUUAGCGCCUCUAUCAGUUCAUUUGACAAGGGUAAGACAACUUCCUCACAUGCCGGUGUGGUUGCUCAUGAGCUUGGACACAAUCUGGGUUUGAGUCAUGAUGACAGUCCGCGGUGCACUGGUGGUCCCUAUAUAAUGGCCAGCACAGACAGUGGUGGCAAGACUUUCAGCACCUGUAGCGCAGAUGAUUUUGAGUCACUUAUUUUGAGAGGUGGGGGACUCUGCCUUCGAAAUCCACCAGAUCCCAAUCAAGUCCUUAGUAUACCUGUGUGCGGCAAUAACGUGGUCGAUCGAGGAGAAGAAUGUGAUUGCGGCAGUCCACAGGAAUGCCAGAAUCCAUGCUGCAAUGCUGCCACCUGCAGGUUGACAAGUGGAUCACAGUGUGCCCAGGGGCUUUGUUGUGAAAAUUGUAAGUUCAAAGUUGGAGGAACUCUUUGUCGGCCCACGAACGAUCCAUGUGACCUGCCAGAGUACUGUAAUGGAGCUUAUGCCCUGUGCCCAGUAGAUGUCUAUAUAAUGAAUGGAUUUCCCUGCAACAACUCACAGUUUUACUGCUAUAGCGGAGUGUGCCAGACCUUUGAUGGGCAGUGUCGAGCCCUAUUUGGAGAAGGUUCCUCAAAAGGCAAUGACUCAUGUUUCCAGAAAGCAAAUCUGAACGGGGAUAGAUAUGGCAACUGUGGGAUGUCUGGGACAAGUUACAAAAAGUGUUCUAAAGCUGACAGCCUGUGUGGGAAGCUACAGUGUACAGGAGAUGUCAAGCCCAUUCUGAAUGCCCAGGUCACCACUUUCUAUAUGGAAGAAAAGUACAAGUGUACCAGUGUCGACUUUUCCCUGGGAACUGAUGUUCCUGACCCAGGGCUGGUGCAUCAAGGCACUGCAUGUGGAGAAGGCAAGGCCUGUGUCAACUACCAGUGUCAGAAUGCCUCAUUGCUGGGAUACAGCUGUGACGUGAAAACCCAGUGUAACGACCAUGGGGUCUGCAAUAACAAUGGAAACUGUCACUGCAAUGAUGGCUGGGCACCACCAAACUGUAACAGGGCAGGCUAUGGGGGUAGCAUUGAUAGUGGUCCCGCGCAUAUAGACACUUCUCUUCGGGAUGGACUACUUGUCUUCUUCCUGCUAGUUCUGCCUAUCCUAAUAGUGGUUGCUUUUGCUGUAAUUAAGCGUGACGCUAUCCGAAGACGGUUUUGUCGAAGAAGGCGGAGAAACAGGGGAGGAAAUGGGCAGCAACAGCCCCAAAGCAACAAUGCCAACCGAAAUGUUCCAAGGAGCGAGCCUCAGAACACUUAUUCUGAUAUCUUCACUAUAUCACAUCAACUACCCCAAAGACCACAGAACCCUCCUAUAAAGCCGCAGCCUCCUUUGCGUCCCCCACCACCCAGACCAGUCACAACCCCUCAAUAUAACUGGAAUAACUAUGUCUAAAGAUGUUUUAUUUCGAAAUCCAGGAAUAAAAAAGAAAAAUAUAAAGAAUGUACACCUGCAAAAUCAAUAAAGUUUCAUAAAAUAGGUUGAUCAAGAACAAAGAACACUUUUUUACUCAACAGUUUGUUGUUAAGAAAAAAAACAAAAAACUUAUCCUGUUGCCCAUCUCAAUCAGUUUAGGGUGAAUCUGGUAAACCUGAAUGAACCACAACUUGAAAAUGAAGACAUAAUGAAGGAUACACAUGUACUUUAUCACGGAAAUGGAAAGAUACUGUGACAUUUUUACUGACUUUUAUAUAUGCACUUUGAUGGAUUUUGUUUGUAAUAAUAUAUUGUACAGGAUAUGCAAUAAAAAAAGCAUUAUAUAUGCAUUUAUUAUAUAA